AAAACCCUCCCGAAACGUAGACAGACCUCUUUUCCCCCUCCUCCUCUGGCGAUUUGUCCUUUCUAGGGUUUAUUUGUUUACCAUCGAGAAACCCUAAAAUCACUCUCGAGUCAACUUCCCUUCAAUUCUCCAUCCCUAAAAGGCCCUAGAACCAUCCUCCACCUCUCUCUUUCUAGGGUUCCUCCAAACCCUCGACGGAUCUCUUUGCUCACUCACGUGUGGUGUUCAACCAACGGUUUUCGAACCACAGGUGAGCGUUUCUAUCUCACACAAUAAUUGGUUCUAGGGCCUCCUUCAUCAACACACGUGUUUAUAGUUCUUGUUUAUCGAACCAGUCUUUUGUGAAUUCUUGAAUAUUGUUGGGAAAUUUGAAAUUUUUUUUUCCCCGUUUCGAAGCCCUAAAUGAUACGUGGGAUUGAACAUGAGCGAUGGAGGAAGUAAAGCGGAGGGGAAGAAGAGAGAGGAGAGAGAGAAUGGAAACGAGUUCGGCAGAGAGGUGUCGCGGAUCGCCGUGGCGCAGAUUUGUCAGAGCGUAGGGUUUGAGAGCUUCAAUGAUUCGGCUCUGGAAGCUCUGACGGACAUUACGAUUAGAUAUUUACGAGGGUUAGGGAAGACGGCAAGUUUUUAUGCCAAUUUAGCUGGUAGGACCGAGUGCAAUGUGUUUGAUGUUAUUCAAGGGUUAGAAGAUUUGGGUUUAUGUAGGGGUUUUUCGGGUGCUUCUGAGGUAAGUCAUCGUUUAACGGGUUCAGGUACAGUGAGGGAGGUUAUUGAGUAUGUGGGUGCUGCUGAGGAAGUCCCGUUUGCUCAGCCAGUUCCGAAAUUUCCGGUGACGAGAAACCGGUCUAUGACACCUAGUUUUACGCAAAUGGGUGAAACGCCGGCAUUCAAGCACGUUCCAGCUUGGUUGCCGGCGUUUCCUGAUCCUCACACGUACAUACACACGCCCACUUGGAAUGAAAGGGCGACAGAUCCUCAUGCUGAUAAGAUUGAACUAGCUAGGCAGAGAAGGAAAGCAGAGAGCUCUUUGUUGAGUUUGCAGCAACGGUUGGUGUGUAAUGGUUCUGCAGUAGCUAACACUUCUGUACACGAGAGUGAUGAGGGGAAGGCAUUAAAAGUUGCCAAAACUGGCAGCAACCCUUUUCUUGUUACGCCUCUUCAAGCUGGAGAGAGAGAUGUUUCCCAAGUUACUCUGCCAGCUAAUCUUUCUGCCAAUGCUGUUCCCGGAAACCAUGGUUCUGUGUUUGACACUUCUGUUCCUCCUCUAGCUGAAGAGAGAGAUUUUCCAGCUGUUCCUCCGCCAGCUAAGCUUUCUGCCGAUGCUGUUCCUGGAAACCAUGUUUCUGUGUUAGACACAUUUGCUCCCGCCAUUGAAGCAAUGAAGCUUUCUGCCGAUGCUGUUCCUGGCUCUUCUGAUUCUGGUGAUGUUGAUAAAAAGGUUAUUGCAGACAAGAGGCCUGCUGUUCGUUUGAAAUUCAGAAUUGGGAAGAGAAUAUUAGGCGAGUCUCUAGAUUUGAGUCUUCAGAACAGAAAUAAUGGGAUAGCAGCAGCCUGGAUCGUGCGAGAAGAUGAAAGGGAUGACAAGAAAAGGAGAGCUGGGUUAAUUCUUAGACAAUCUAUGGAAAACCCACUGGAGCUCACUCAGUUGUAACCUUGAAAUUAGUGAAUGGCAUGUUUGAUGGAAGUCAUUCCAUUCUUCAGAUAGUUAGCAGAUGGAGCUGAAAUGUUAAAGGCAUGUUGUCAUGUGGCGCUUGUUCUGAGAAUUCAGAUGGAAGAUUCAUAUUGUCCUAUAGCUGAAAACAUUUUUUUAAGGUAUGCUACUGCAUGUUCCUAUCUGGCUGUAGCUUUGUUGUGCAGACAAUUCUUUGAUAAAUAAAGCAUCCCAUUUUAUCUGCUCUCCAAUGAGGAACAGAUGCCUGUAGUUCUGUGUUUCAUUUCCAUUGCACUGUUUCCUCACAUAUCAUACCAUGGUUCAGAGCCAAUUAAACGAGAAUUCUUACUUUACUUUUGUAUUUUUUCGUGGUUGGGGGAUUGGAUUCUCUCCUACCCAUGUUUGGACUGGAUGGGACAGCUCGAGCGAGCAGAUUUUGACACAUCAGCCCUGUUUAAAAGAGAGGGGCCCAGAUUUGGCCAUGCCUAAUUUCCCUCAAAACUUGGUCGCUUGCUUGGACGGAAGAUACCCUAACAGCCCUUGGCAGUUAGUAAGAUGGACGAACAAUAUCAUAUUCAGGCAGUUCGUAACCUCCGUCUUGAAUAAAAUUCUUUGGAGCUCAUUUGCUUCGCAUGGUACGGCCAAGACACCCGGCUGAUCAAAUCCAAAUACUCGUUCGGCUUCUUCGAGUAACUUGACGAAGGGAGGAUAUCGAAGAAAACUGAAGGCAACCAAGAACUUUUUUUGCUUCACCACUGCCAGGAGCGAACACAGGGAAGUGGCCUUGUCGGUGAACUUCAUCCUCGAUCUUCUAUGUGCCGUUGCAGUCUCUGGUGUCUUGGUAGAGAAAGCAGCUACUUACUUGGACCUGCAAUCUAGACUGACUCAUGUACUUCGAUUUAUUACUUUGCAUCUCGUUCUCCACCAAAUCCAAUAGAGGGUACUCUUGUCAGUGUUUCUCUUUUUGUUUCUAUUGGAAAGUUUCUGUUGUACCAUUUAUAGAUUCAUUUGUAGCUGAAAGUGGUAAAGCUCAUUUAAUGUUCACCCA
Molecule: messenger RNA, 2696 nt
Organism: Rhododendron vialii
Lineage: Eukaryota; Viridiplantae; Streptophyta; Magnoliopsida; Ericales; Ericaceae
Product: transcription initiation factor TFIID subunit 8
Exons: 2
Coding region: 422-1648 (408 amino acids)
Cellular component (GO): transcription factor TFIID complex
Molecular function (GO): protein heterodimerization activity
Source: RefSeq, a predicted model, not a curated record